This is a messenger RNA of Oreochromis niloticus (Nile tilapia), 2239 nucleotides long. RefSeq lists its product as uncharacterized. Gene Ontology annotation, molecular function: nucleic acid binding. The transcript has 3 exons. The coding region runs from base 748 to 2067 and encodes 439 amino acids. The record is from RefSeq and is a predicted model, not a curated record. NCBI's taxonomy places the organism in Eukaryota, Metazoa, Chordata, Actinopteri, Cichliformes, Cichlidae.
AGCAGUUAGACUGGAUCUGAUUGCAGCUAUAUUUCAAACUCAUAAACAAACAUUUAUAUAAUAAAUACUGUUUUUGCCCAUGUGCUUAAAUGUGAUGGCAUUUUCUUUUGGAGCACAUUUACAGUACACUAUAAAUAACUUUAAGAAAUUAAGCACAUUUCAGGCUGUGACUAAACAAAGAAAUCAAACUGGUAUAAAUAUAGGUUCAUCAGCAAUAACCACACUCCAGUCUUGUUGUGCAAAUAUGUAUAAUUGCAACAACAGUUGCUUCAGGGAUGAUGAAUGAUGCAGUUUAGCUAACUGACCUGGCACACCAACGUUUUGCAUAUGGUCACGAGCACCGAUCGCCCUGCAGUCACUCAUGAUUACAGUUUUUCUCAAUUGCUUAAACACUAUAACCAGGCCUCUAAACUAAAAUUUCAAAACCAUAAACGCUAUUGGUCAAAAAGCUCACCCAUUUCCCUGAACUAUAAACACUAUUCCCUGCUUUGACACAUGACUCAAAUUUGGUGAACUGGUACUGCAAAACUCUACACACAAAUCCCUACAUUUUACAGUGCUUACACCAUGUAGUCAUGUAGAAAGCACUAGCAUGCAAUAAUGUUAACUUAAGUCAGCAUAGCUUGAGCCCAAUUAGCACACAAUUAACCAGGUGGAAACACUAGGAGUCAAAAUUUAGCACACACCAAUCAGAACCUGCGAUGGAUAGAUAAAAGGGCCAAAGUCAGCUCAUUCAGGUUUGAAACAAUGGAUCCAAAGAGAUGCAAAGGAAGAGGACGUGGUGGAGAAAGAGGACGUGGUGAAAGAGGAGGACGUGGUGGAGAAAGAGGACGUGGUGGAGAAAGAGGACAUGGUGAAAGAGGAGGAGGAGGAGGUGGUGGUGGUGGUGGUGGUGGUGGUGAUGAAGGAGGUGGAGGUGGAGAACGACGGCAACAAGGAAGGGGAAGAGCAAGGGCACGAAGACAGUCAGUCUCGGAUGAAAUUCGAGCCACUUUAGUUGACCAUGUCCUUGUCCAUGGGAUGACUAUGAGGGAGGCUGGGCAACGAGUACAACCAAAUUUGAGUCGCUUCACUGUUGCCUCCAUCAUCAGAACCUUCAGGGAGGAAAACAGGACACAGAGACGACCACCUGGUGGAGGCAGGUUAAGGCUUUUGUCGGAGGAGCAAGAGAGGGAACUUGUAAACAUGGUAAUUGCAAAUAAUGUAAUCCGCCUGCAAGAGAUUCAAAGGAGAGUGAUUGAGGAUGAUCAUCUUUUUCGAGGCAUAAAUGCCAUCAGCCUCUCCACAAUUGACCGCAUCCUCCGAAAGAAUCAAUUCCGGAUGAAACAGGCAUACCGAGUCCCUUUCGAACGAAACUCUGACAGAGUGAAAAACCAACGUGUGGAAUAUGUUCAGAGAAUCUUUGAGAUUGAAGGACGGCCUGUUCCCCAUGAAAUGAUCUUUGUGGAUGAGGCAGGUUUUAACCUGACCAAAAGAAGGAAAAGGGGGAGGAACAUAAUUGGCCAUCGGGCUAUUGUAAAUGUCCCUGGUCAGCGUGGGGGGAAUGUCACUAUGUGCGCAGCCAUCAGCCAACGAGGGGUACUCCACCGCCAUGCCGUACUAGGACCCUAUAACACUAUGCUUCUCCUUGCUUUUCUUGAUGGUUUAAGACAACAUAUGUUCCAGCUGGACUACAGGGAACCAGCACAGCCAGAGCAGCCUCACUACGUUGUUGUGUGGGAUAACGUCAGCUUCCAUCGCGCUGCUCUGGUUCGUGACUGGUUUACCAAUAACCCAAGGUUUUCUAAUAUCUUUCUGCCUGCAUACUCCCCCUUUCUAAACCCGAUAGAGGAGUUAUUUUCGGCAUGGCGGUGGAAAGUGUAUGACCGAGAACCUUAUGUCCGUGUUCACCUCCUUCAGGCCAUGGAAGAGGCCUGCCUAGACAUAUCAGUAGAUGCAUGCCAGGGGUGGAUCAGGCAUGCAAGAGGAUUUUACCCCCGCUGCCUGGCUGGGGCCAAUAUAGCCUGUGAUGUGGAUGAGAUUCUCUGGCCUGACCCAGACCAAAGACAAGAUGCUGUGGUGGGAUAAUGUUUCUGGUGUGUGUUGUACUGUAUAGUACAUGAAUGACAAUGUGCCACUGUACAUACAUUGGUUGCGUCUUUUGUGUUUAUCAUGUGACAAGGGUUUUGAAGGGGAGAACCAUAAGCAACCUAAUUGUUUUGGAACUAUUGUUUUGAAUUAAUUGUACCAGUGUGCAAAA